AACAGACACGAGAUCAACUGCAGCUCGUCGUGCUCGAACUGGCAACAAGUGGAUUUUGUGAUUUCGCGUAAAUUUGUUCGGUUUAAAAACGCGUUAUGUAGAUGGAUUAAAUGUAUUAAUUUGAUAUAACGACGAGCCUAGAAUACAUAGAUUAUAUAGAGAUGAGGCGUUAGAGCGGAGUUUGUCUCGUGAUAGCGGUGUUUACAUUUGCGCAGUUUAAUAAUGUGCACGCGACCUGUGGCGUUACUGUGAGUGCACGAGCCCGUGCACGCGCUAAUAUUAAAACAGGUGUUGCGUUCAUACAGGUGUGUUCAUGAUGUCGGAGUCUGGGUCAGAAGAGGAUAUAAGUGCACUCACAGCAGAGUCCGGGGGUUCAACAGAAUCCAUCCGGAAGGGAUGUGACCCUCUCGCAUCAACCCAACGCAGUAAACUACAGCAGCGUCGCGCUAAACUCAACCAACAGAUCAACCGCGAGCUUCGACUGCGGACUGGAGCGGAAAAUCUCUACAGGGCCAGCACUAAUCCGAAGGUAAAGGAGACUGUGGCGUUAGAACUGAGUUUUGUGAACUCUAAUCUUCAGCUUCUGAAAGAAGAACUAGAGGAACUAAACAGCAACAUGAACGUCUACCAGACGGAGAGUGAGACUGUAAAUGUUCCCAUGAUUCCACUGGGGUUGAAAGAGACUAAAGAAAUGGAUCUGACUGUCCCUCUUCAGGACUUCAUCAGGGAACAUUACAGCGAGGACGCUUCUCUAUACCUGAAUGAGAUCCGGGUAUUUAUGGAACUGAGACAGGCCAUGCGAACUCCCAGUCGGAAUGAUGCGGGUCAGGAGCUGUUGAUGGAAUAUUACAAUCAGCUGUAUUUCCUAGAUCAACGCUUCUUUUCACCACACAGAAGUCUGGGAAUUCAUUUUCACUGGUACGACUCACUGACUGGUGUGCCGUCGGUUCAGAGAGCGCUGGCGUUUGAGAAAGGCAGUGUUUUGUUUAACAUUGGAGCACUUUAUACUCAGAUUGGAGCCAGACAAGACCGUUCAACACUGCCUGCCAUUCAAAAUGCCAUUGAUGCUUUCCAGAGGGCAGCAGGUGCGUUUCUGUACCUGCAGGAGAAUUUCUCUCACGCUCCCAGUCUGGAUAUGAGCACUCCGGCUCUCAGCAUGCUGGUGCGCCUCAUGGUAGCUCAGGUUCAGGAGUGUGUUUGUGAGCAAGUCCUUCUUAACAUGCAGGACAACAAUCUGAAUCUGCUUUUACAAGCAGCCCAGGAAGCAGCGAGGGUAUCAGAUGUGUAUUCUCUGGUUCUUCAGGCGAUGUCAGUCCCUUUAUUGAAGGAUUAUGUUCCGUUCUCCUGGAUCUCGAUGGUUCAGGUGAAAACGCAUCAUUUCAGAGCUCUGGCUCAUUACUACACCGCUGUGGCACUGUGUGACUACUCAGGUGUGAUUGAUGAAGACGACGAUGAAGGUCAACAGAUUCAAGCUCUGAUCCAGAUUCACUCCAGACGGCCGGACAAACUGAAUCUUCAAGAUCCAGAGGACAGACUGCGACUCGGUAAAGCGCAUCUUCGUAAAGCGAUCAUAAGGCACGAGGAAGCCUUGCGUCUUCACGGCGUGUGUAAAAUGCUUCGUAAGAUGGACAUCCUGCAGGAAGUUCUGUCGUACGCUCACGCACGCUCACUGGAGAAAUACUCCGAUAUUGAUCAUGAAGACGAUUUCUGUGAGGUCGCAGAAGCUCCAGAGAUACAAUCACAUACACAUCAGAAGCCUGACAUUAAAACUCCAGAUUUCAGUGUGGUCCGAGUGACUGAUAUUUUCCACCGACUGGGCCCCCUCUCUGUGUUCUCCGCUCGAAACCGAUGGGUGGGGCGUCAUGUGUGCUUGGUUCGAGGAGAGGCGGGACUUGGUCUUACACUGCGAGGUGAUUCGCCGGUUUUGGUUGCCGGGGUGUCGCCAGGGGGAUGUGCCGCGGAGGCGGGGCUCCGUGAGGGUGAUUAUAUCGUAGCUGUGAAUGGUGAAGACUGCAGGUGGGCGGAGCAUGCCGAAGUCGUUCACGCCCUGAAGAGCUGCACCGAGAAAGGACAAGAGCUGGACGUCAUCACUCUACAAACACACGAGGUGGAGAGGAAGUUGAUUCUCUCACCCUCCGCUGAUAAAGAGUGUCCGUCGGGCAGUCAGAGGAAACCUGGUCGGGAGUGCGAACGCGGAUCGACGUCUUUAUGGAACUGGAGCUGGAGGAGUGGAGGAGUUAACAAGAGACUCGGCAGCACGUUCAGUCUCUCCUUCAGCAACUUCAGAGAGAAUGAAUCCAUGUUCUGAGAACACAAGAGGACGAGAAAGGAACAGAAGAAAAGCCCCGUUUUACCUUCUGAACACUGUCAUUCAGCACAAAACAAUGUAGCAUUGCACAAACGAUUAGCUGCCCUAUUUUAAGAGCGCUAUACUUUUAAGUCAUACACGCAAAGUCGCUUGGUAUUUUCAUGCAUGCAUGCGCUAAGUCUAGGCGCGAGCGAGUUUGGCGAAAUCGCGCACGUGCAAAACGCUAAUGUGCCUAGUCAAGUGCAGUUUAAUUCGGAGGUUCUUCUCCGGUUAUUGUAGCCCCUGCGUCCUAUUAUACAGUCCAUUCCCUCAAACACCAGCGAUAUAAACAAAGACAGCACAUUCACAAGAAGUCAGUAGUGUAAAUGGACUGAAUGCAAUGAAUUAGAAGAAUAGAAAUAUGGUUGAAUGGCAUAUUUCUAUUACAGUGACACUCAUUUUAUACACAUUGUAUAUGUACACUCCGUUAAAUAUAGAGAAUGCAAGUGUUAUUAAUCCUAUUGAUCAAGUGAGACGCACAUCAUGGCUAGUAUUGACCGUGAUUGUAUCGGCCUGUCUGGUUAGACUGUGGAUUUGUGGACGCGCUCCACUUCUGGUCAAUUUUGCUUUCAAACUUGUAGAACUUGAACCAAUAAUAUUUCUACAUUACAGUUAUACUAAAAGAAAUGAAAACAUAAUUAAAAUAAUGAUAUAAUAAUCAAUAUAUAACGACCUCUUGUGAAAUAGAUAUAUAGGAAUAUAGCAAAUUACACUUUGUGGCACUUCAACACAGGGACGGAUUAUGACGUGCAAAGGCCCUGGGGCCAGUUA
Xyrauchen texanus (razorback sucker) is the source of this 3118-nucleotide messenger RNA. RefSeq names its product rhophilin, Rho GTPase binding protein 1 (gene rhpn1). The record is from RefSeq and is a predicted model, not a curated record. Gene Ontology annotation, molecular function: protein binding. The coding region runs from base 314 to 2308 and encodes 664 amino acids. The transcript has 16 exons. Gene Ontology annotation, biological process: signal transduction; negative regulation of stress fiber assembly. Lineage: Eukaryota; Metazoa; Chordata; Actinopteri; Cypriniformes; Catostomidae.